UUGUGAUGGGACGGAAAAUGGCGGCUGUUCGGAGACCGUAUUAACUUUACACUGUAGCAGUAAUACCAGCAGCAGUAUUGUACACCCUUUUCUCGCAGGUCUUAAGAAAUAUCUGCAUGUGGAAAUUUUAAUACGAGUUCGGGUCAUGUUUGCUAUCGUUACAAGCACGACGCCUCCCAAAAAGGUAUCAUUAGCUGGACACGACUUGGAAUGAAGAAGGCAAGGAACAAAGCUCGAGUAUUCAGACUGUCUGGAAGCCAUGAUAAUGAUCAUUUUCUGUAAAUGUUCACUUUUAGUCACUGUAGGUCAGUAGUUAACCUCUUUAAAUGAGUCGAGGCCGUGCAUUAAGCUUCUAUAUUGCGCUGGAUCACUAAACGUGAAGUUAUUAAGUGUAGAGAAACGUCAGACUACGAGAGAUUAACGUUCACCCAGAGUUUUGCAAAGACAGAGUUCUGCAGAGAGCAUUUUGUCAUCUCCCUUAACGUUAGCUAAACAAGCGACCCAGGAGUUAGUCACUUUUCUGUUGUAAUUUACGCUCAGUGCGCUGAACACACGCCCUCUUGCUGCUUGUUUACUAUUCAGCGGAGCCAUGUGGCGCCCAGGUACAACUUAGUUCUAGUCUAAUGGGUUUACUCUGCAUUGUCGUUAAAUACCUGCUUUUGGUUGGACAAAACCCGGUUUCCCAGUCAUAAUGGAUGAUUCCAAGCCACGGUACAGCAAAAGGCUGCGGGCUGGAACCCGUCGGCGUUACCAUGAUGAUGGUAUUUCUGAUGAGGAGAUUGAUGGAAGGAGGAUGUUUGACCUGGAGGAGAAAGUCAACAGUCAGAGGUUCAACUCUGACCGGGUCCUUCACAUGGAGGGGAAAGACUUGACAUAUGAGUUCAUCCAGAGAGGUGGUCUGAGGGACCCGAUCAUCUUCGAGAAGCCGGAUGGAUUGGGAAUCAAGAUGCCCGAUCCUGACUUCAGUGUUAAUGACGUCAAGAUGUUUGUUGGUAGCAGACGUAUGAUAGAUGUGAUGGACGUGAGUACUCAGAAGGGGACAGAGAUGUCCAUGGCCCAGUGGACACGUUACUACGAGACCCCUCCAUCCCAGAGAGAGAAGCUCUAUAAUGUCAUUAGCCUGGAGUUCAGCCACACCAAGCUGGAGAACCUGGUCAAGAGACCUGCCACAGUGGAUCUGAUAGACUGGGUGGACAACAUGUGGCCUCGUCACCUGAAAGAGAGACAGAGAGACUCAACAAACUCUAUUAACGACAUGCAGUACCCCAAAGUACAGAAAUACUGUCUGAUGAGUGUCGAGGGCUGCUACACAGACUUUCACAUUGACUUCGGAGGGACCUCUGUGUGGUAUCACAUCCUGAGAGGGAGCAAGGUGUUCUGGCUGAUCCCUCCCACCCCUCAGAACCUGGAGCUGUAUGAGAACUGGGUGCUGUCAGGGAAACAGGGAGACGUUUUCCUGGGCGACAGAGCAUCUGACUGCCAGAGGAUUGAACUGAAGCAGGGCUGUACCUUCAUCAUACCCUCAGGUUGGAUUCAUGCUGUCUACACCCCUGUGGACUCUAUGGUGUUUGGAGGAAACUUCCUGCACAGUUUCAAUAUCCCCAUGCAACUUAACAUCUGUAACAUAGAGGACCGAACACGGGUUCCAGUUAAGUUUCGUUAUCCCUUCUACUACGAGAUGUGCUGGUACGUGUUGGAGCGUUACGUCUUCAGCCUGACCAAGAUCUCCUACCUCACUCCAGAGUUCCAGAAACACUCACUGGGCAUUGGUCUGAAGAAGCCGCCUGGCCCCGAUCCAGCUAGUGAGCAGGUGAAGGAGGAGGUGGGUGGCAGCAGCGAUGGAGAGGCUUCAGAACAACAGUCUGACAAGUCUGCAGCUAAAGUUCACCUGACUCCUCUCGAGCUGGAGGGGCUGUGGAACCUGCUGGGUAAACUGGAGACCCUGCCCUCCAAUAAGAAGUGUGUCCCAGCAGGGAUACACAAUGCCCCAGCACUCAUCACACACAUCAAGGCACUACUGAAAGAACACAGCAGCGAUAAUCCCAAACUGUCCUACACAGGAAAACCCAUCAUCAAGUGGCCAAAGAGACCCUCAUGGUACCAGCCACCACCUCCUCCACCACCUCCUCCUCGUCCUAAGCUGGCCUCUACACCCAUCAUCCCACGACCACAGAAACCAGCCUCCUCCAUGUCUGUGUUGAGACGGCGCAGGGUCAGGUGUAAGCGCUGUGAAGCCUGUAUGAGACCAGAGUGUGGAGACUGUAACUUCUGCAGAGACAUGAAGAAGUUUGGAGGACCGGGGAAGCUCAAGCAGACCUGUGUUCUGCGACAGUGUCUCUCUCCGGGCCUUCCCCUGUCUGCAGUGUGUGAGAUCUGCAAGGAGCCCAAUCAGGAGGAAAGUGGAGAUCCAUCCCUCACCCUGAUGGAGUGCUCCAACUGUGCACAGAUAGUCCAUCCUGCCUGCCUCACGGUCCAGGGUGAAGGAGUGGUGAAUAAAGACCUGCCCAGUUGUUGGGAGUGCCCAAAGUGUGUCCAAGGAAUCACUGACCCAGAGCAGUCUAAAGGCGACAAAGGUGAAGGCCAUCCAGUGAAGCGCAAAUCUUCCUCCCUCCUGGACGCUCGUAUGGCUAAGAUUUACAGACGGCAGAGACACAGCCAUGAUGGAGAUGACUCUGCCAGUGAUGACGAUGAUGAAGCUGCCCAGAGAAGAAAGAUGGCGCUCCACGCUCGGGGAGGGAGCCAGUCCACCAGAAGAGGGUUUGGUGCCAACAGGAGAGGCCUGUUAAGAGGAGGCUCAGCUCAGAGAGGAAGCAGAGGAGGGCUCAUGGCUCCCGGCUCCUCCUCCAUCCUCAAGCUAAAGCGAGGGAUGGGCAUGAGGGAGAGCGGCCGGAGGGGACGGGGGGUGAGGCUGCGGGGAGGCUCCAGGAUGCAGCGACGAGGGGACGAGACUGAGGAGUCUGACGACGACGAUGACGAUGAAGAGGAGGAGGAGGAGGAAGAGGACAGCGAAGACGGAGACAAAGAGCGACGGCACCGUCAGCGUCGGAGGAGGCGCAGGACAGACGACGAUGAAGAUGAAGAUGAGGACAGUGAGGGACAGGAGUUUGACCCUGAAGAGGAGGAGAUGGACACACUAGAGGAUGAAGAGGAGGAAGAGGAGGAGGAGGUAGAAGGAGACGGGCGCUGGGAUUCAGACCCAGAACCCCCAGUUCUCCUGGUGUCUGAUCUGAACGAUGACCUGCUGAGUGGCUCCUACCUGACUGUCACCCUUCAGCGCCCUCACAAGGCCAAGAGACAGUUUGGCUCCAUCGUUCCAAAGCUGGAAGCAGCCAUGGGUCCGAGGACGGCUGCAGCGGUUUCCAGUGGUCAGCAGGGCUUCAUCCAGAGAAAGUCGGCACUGUCCAAACCUGCACGACUCAAGAGCACCGACGCCACCGCUGACGGUGUAACGCCAAGAGGACCCGGCAGGCCGCGUCUGCGGGCUAUCCACGGUGACAGAGGCACUAGAGAUCGUUCUGUAUCUUCUUCAGAGGAACAGGAAGCUGCUGCUCCUCCUGCAUCCUCCUCCCUGUCUCCUCCAUCCCUGCUGUCUCUGCCCUCCUUUAAGGAUGUGGGUAAUGAGAAAGGAGGGGAGAAGGAGGUGUGGGUGUCAGUGUUCAGAUACCUGAGCAGAGCCGAGCUGCUGGCCUGCAUGACCGUCUGUAAGGCCUGGUACAAGUGGAGCUGUGACAAGCGUCUGUGGAGUCACGUGGACGUGAGUCGCUGCAGCCCGCUCAGUAACCAGGCCCUGGCGGGCAUCAUCAAACGCCAGCCCACCUCUCUGGACCUGUCCUGGACCCCGCUGGCCAAGAGACAGCUCAACUGUCUGCUCACCAGGCUCCCAGGUCUGAGGGAGCUGAGGGUGACUGGUCUGUCCUGGUCCUGUCUGUCAGCUCUGGUCUCUCCAACUCUACCCUACCUGCGGUUGCUGGACCUGCGCUGGUGUGAAGGCCUUAAAGACACCCAGAUUAAAGAGAUCAUCACCCCACCUGGUUCAGAGUCAUCUCGCAGCAGACUGAGGAACAUGGUGACACUGCGUCUGUCUGGUUUAGACAUAAGUGAGUCUACUCUGAGGCUGCUGCAGCGCCACAUGCCUCAGCUGGAGAGGCUGGACCUGGCUCACUGCAGAGACAUAAUGGACUCAUCCAUUGCUCUGCUGGCAGCUGCCGGGACUCACACCCGCAACAACCUCACCGAGCUCACGCUGGCAGGCUGUAGUGAACUGACCGAUGGCUGUCUAUCCUACCUGAAACGGCUCUCGUCUCUGACUCUGCUGGACCUCAGAGGCUGUAAGGGCGUCAGCAGACGGGCCUGUGAUGCCUUCAUCUCUGAUCUGUCUCAUGUUGCCCUCUACUGUAUGAUGGAGGAGAAGCUCAUCCAGCGCCUGGACUAAAACAAACACAGAUGCUUUGUCGGAUUUAUUUUUUAUACUCUCAACUGUUUGUGUGUCUGCACAUAAACCUGCAGUUAGCUGACAGAAACAUUAAAUCUCACCAGACUGACUAGUUCUGCCAGUCCUUUGGCAGCCAAACGAAAUGGCUUCUACAAUCAGUGUCCUCUGAUACAACCUGUAAAUAAAGACGUCUUUGGAGUUGUUGGAAGAUGUAUUUUUUUUCCCCGUUGAUGGGGGCAGGUUAGCAUUUUCCCAUCACCUCUAGUCUUUGUGCUAAGCUAGGCUUAACACUUGAACUUGGAUCGAUCUUCUUAUCUGGCAAAACUACAAAGAGCAUUAUUUCAAAAUGUCAGAUUAUUCCAUCAUAAACUUCUGUGAUCUCGUAUCAUUGCGAGAAUGUACACAUGAUGUUAAUCACCCAGAUGUGUGGUUAAAUGUGAAACCACCUUUACUGUGCACAGGAUGGAAUAGGAGGGAAAUAUGGGAAAAAUGAACCUGUUUACUAAACUUCACCAAAGGGCAUUGUAUUGUGUGAGUGAACUGUGAAUUCAUUGUAUAUAUGUCUAUUUUUUAUGUUACAGCCAUGUUAAAAAUUAAGGAAUCAGGUAUUUGACGUCAUACUUGUUAAUUGUGUCAAACAUCGUGUAGAAACGUAAUAAAAUAAACUGUUGGA
Lates calcarifer (barramundi perch) is the source of this 5105-nucleotide messenger RNA. It is a transcript of the gene kdm2aa, whose product is annotated as lysine (K)-specific demethylase 2Aa. Gene Ontology annotation, molecular function: histone demethylase activity; zinc ion binding; protein binding. Gene Ontology annotation, biological process: protein demethylation; regulation of transcription by RNA polymerase II. Lineage: Eukaryota; Metazoa; Chordata; Actinopteri; Centropomidae. The record is from RefSeq and is a predicted model, not a curated record.